AAGUGUUGCUAGGGCGUCGUUUAUACAAACAAAGGCCCGAGGCUGAACCCCGCUCAAGCAGCUGGGGCCGUGAGAGCAAGCGGACGCAGCAAGAUGCAAGAAAUGAAAGGCGACUAAUAAAACAUGGGAAGAGCUCCGAUCAAGCUCAUGGAGACGAAGGAUCAGAGAGAAGAGGGGAAGAUCACUUGACUGCGUGCUGUGGUGCUAGGAAGUUUCUUCCAGGUCGGGAUAGCGGCAAUGUCGCAACCACCGAGUGACUCCAAGUCUCCGUUAGCCUCAACUUUUCUUCUCUCCUUCUUUCCCCUUGAUAUUUCGCGUUUCUCUUUUUCUUUGCAGUCUGUCGUUUCCCCUCAAGUUGCAAGUUUUCUUCUGCAGCUGUUUCAACUGCGAGCUCCUCCACUCCUUACCCUUUGAUGCAUGCGGAUGCUCCGAGGCUGCCUGUCCGGCAGCUGCUCAUUCUUUCAAUAUGUCGCUUUGCAGAACCUAUCUCCGUGACCUCAUACCUGCCGUACCUUCCUGAAAUGAUCGAGAGUGUCGGCGUCCACGAAUCUGAAGUUGCAAAAUGGGCCGGACUCACCUCGGCCAUCUCCUCCUUCUCCCAAGCAGCGAUGGCUGUCUACUGGGGCACGGCCUCGGACCGUUUUGGGCGCAAACCCAUCAUUUUGCUUGGAUUAACUGCUACCAUGAUCCUUUCCCUAGCCUUUGGUCUAUCUAAAUCACUGCCUAUGUUGAUGACCUGCCGUGGUAUGAUUGGCUUUAUGAAUGGAAACGUUGGUAUCAUCCGAACUAUGGUGGCUGAGAUGGUUCCCCAAAAGGAGCUCCAGCCUCAAGCCUUCAGUAUUAUGCCCAUGGUAUGGACUGUUGGUAGUAUUUUUGGUCCGUCCUUUGGAGGAUCACUCGCUCGACCGGCGGAGAAGUUCCCUCAGAUCUUCGGUCAUUGGAGGCUCUUCCAAGAGUUCCCCUUUUUGUUACCUAAUUUGGUGUCUGCGGCUUUUUUCAUCGUUGGUAUCUCUACUGGCUUUAUGUUCCUUCAUGAAACUUUAUUUGCGAAACGCGGCCAUCGCGACCCCGGAUUGGUGCUUGGUCAGGCCCUCACUCGCCCUUGUACCCAUCGGCGCCGCAAGGCCCCUCAAGACAUGGUAGACGAUGAAAGAACUCCUUUGCUUGGAGAACAUCAGCCUACUACCCAACCGCAAAAUAAAGCCGAAGUGAGGCCGCAUACCUGGAAGGAUGUUCUCAGUCCGCAGUCUGCGCUGAUUCUCUUGACAUACACCUUAAUGUCGGUACACACUAUGGCGUUCGAGUCAGUUCUACCUGUCUUCCUUCAUACUCCCCCUCAACAAUUUGAGGACAAUCCAGAUGUACAACUCCCGUUUAAAUUUGUGGGCGGGUUCGGCAUGGAUUCUCAACGCAUUGGUAUUCUGUACACUGUCACAGGGAUCAUAGGUAUUGUAAUGCAAUUCUAUGCAUUCCCAGCCGCGGCAAGACGGUUUGGUGUCUUGAACUGCGUUAAAGCUUCCGCUGCUGCCUUUCCCAUCAUUUAUCUCCUCACACCUUAUGUAUCUCUCGUCCCUGAGUCCAUGCGCAACGUCUCAAUAUGCUUCGUGAUCUUAUCCAAGCUUACGGCCAGCAUAUUCAACUUCCCGGGAAUCACAAUUCUGCUCACCAAUUCAGCCCGUAGUCUAGGUAUUCUGGGAACCCUCAAUGGGGUUGCCACGAGUACAAGCGCACUCGGGCGUGCCACCGGGCCAGCCAUGCUAGGACCUAUAUUCUCGCUUGGCGUGAGGGCCGGCUACGUUAUUAUACCCUGGUGGUUCCUCUGCUUUAUUUCUAUCCUUGCCGCCGUCCCAAUCCUGUGGAUUGUUGAACCCGAUGGUUUCCAGGGCCAGAGUUCGGAUGGGGCAGAGCCAGAAGACCAAGUGGAACAAAACACUAUCGAAGACACUCAUCCUACUAAACACCAAGACAGCGAAACGAGGAAUUAGACCACCUUCCGAAUUUUACUAUACGCGACAUGAUACUUACGCGAAUAAAGACAAAACGCAUCAUGUCUGAUGACUGACACGGCAUUGGAAACAAAAAGCAUUGAAUUAUUUACCUUGUUUAUAUAACCACUGAUUGUCUCCAUAGACUGAUCAUAUUUUACAAUUAAUAGACAAUCGCAUCAUCUAGGAAUAGAUUGAAUAAAAAUAUCCAUAUUGUAACUGUCUUUUUUAACUU
This is a messenger RNA of Aspergillus versicolor CBS 583.65, 2220 nucleotides long. Its product is annotated as MFS transporter. NCBI's taxonomy places the organism in Eukaryota, Fungi, Ascomycota, Eurotiomycetes, Eurotiales, Aspergillaceae. The record is from RefSeq and is a predicted model, not a curated record. Bases 414 to 1985 code for a protein of 523 amino acids. The transcript is spliced from 6 exons. Gene Ontology annotation, molecular function: transmembrane transporter activity. Gene Ontology annotation, biological process: transmembrane transport.